Exophiala viscosa is the source of this 285-nucleotide messenger RNA. RefSeq lists its product as uncharacterized. NCBI's taxonomy places the organism in Eukaryota, Fungi, Ascomycota, Eurotiomycetes, Chaetothyriales, Herpotrichiellaceae. The record is from RefSeq and is a predicted model, not a curated record. The transcript is spliced from 2 exons. The coding region runs from base 1 to 285 and encodes 94 amino acids.
AUGGUGCUCAAGGAAUUGCUCUCUGCCAAAGCGCAGAAAUUCGACGACUUCGAAGACCCUAAAGCGUUUGGGAAGGAUGAUUGUCUCUCUUGCCGAAUAGUUGGCUCUACUGCUCUGACAUCCCUGGGCGGCUACGUGUACUUUUCCGGCAUGCAGCAACUCAGAGCACAACAAAAGGUCAUCGAAUUGAGCAAGUCGAAGUACAAGUACGGUUCAAGACAGUUGGGCAUUGUCUCGUUGUCAGCGACUCUGGUUGGGCUCGGAAUCUAUCGGAUGUUCAACUAG